Molecule: messenger RNA, 4624 nt
Organism: Coregonus clupeaformis (lake whitefish)
Lineage: Eukaryota; Metazoa; Chordata; Actinopteri; Salmoniformes; Salmonidae
Product: protein bicaudal D homolog 2
Exons: 10
Coding region: 328-2895 (855 amino acids)
Biological process (GO): microtubule anchoring at microtubule organizing center; protein localization to organelle; regulation of microtubule cytoskeleton organization
Cellular component (GO): Golgi apparatus; cytosol
Molecular function (GO): cytoskeletal adaptor activity; dynein complex binding; dynactin binding
Source: RefSeq, a predicted model, not a curated record
UGACCGCUUCUUCCCCAAUCGCUCAGCUGCCGGGGAGAGGCGAAGGGCAAAGGAACCGCAAUCAUGGAGCAGUUGUAGGGGAUAACGGACAAGCCUCUCCUUCCGGAAGAAAGCAAAUAAACCACAGCUACAUGACCGAAAACGUAAUACCCAAAGCGGCAAACGAGAAACACAAGAUAAUAAUGCAGUUCAAAUACAGAAGAAUCGAAUAAUCUAUUCCAACGAAAGGGUUCUCCGCGAUCCUUCAAGCCGUCCCGUCCCCACAUUGUUCGUCGUAGCAUCAGCUGGCGCAUCGGACGCGGUUGAUCCAUCACCAUCAUCCAUAGUAUGUCCGUGGAGGAGCAACGCUAUUCCGACGCGAUGCUGGUGCUGGAGGCCGGACCGGAGUGGCUGCGAGCCGAGAUCGAGCGCCUUUCCCGGGAGCUGAGUGAGACUACCCAUGAGAAGAUCCAGGCGGCGGAGUACGGGCUGGCGGUGCUGGAGGAGAAGCAGCAGCUGAAACAGCAGUAUGAUGACAUGGAGAUCGAAUACGAGACCGUGCGCCAGGAAUUGGACAUGCUCAAAGAGGCGUUUGGACAAGUCUACUCCAACCAUAAGAAGGUGGCUGCAGACGGGGAGAGCAGGGAGGAGUCUCUGAUCCAGGAGGCGGUGUGUAAGGAGGCCUAUUACGAGCAGCGGGUCCUGGAGCUGCAGACGGAGCUCCGCCAGGCCCGUAAUGUCCUCACCAACACCCAGUCAGAGAACGAACGCCUGGCCUCCAUCACCCAGGAGAUGAGAGAGAACAGCCAGGUGGUGGAGCUGCAGCGGACCCGUCUGCGUGAUGACAUCAAGGAGUAUAAGUUCCGGGAGGCACGUCUGCUGCAGGACUACACAGAGCUGGAGGAGGAGAACAUCUCCCUGCAGAAACAGGUCUCCGGGCUCAAACAGACCCAGGUGGAGUUUGAGGGUCUGAAGCACGAGAUUCGUCGUCUGGAGGAAGACACCCAGUUCCUGAACAGCCAAUUGGAGGACGCAAUCCGCCUGAAGGAGAUCGCCGAGCGACAGCUAGGGGAAGCCCUGGAGACCAUCAAGACUGAGCGCGAGCAGAAGGCCGCCCUGAGGAAAGAGCUAUCCCACUACAUGAGCAUAGGAGACUCUAUGUACCACAGCCCCCUCAGCAUCUCUCUGGAUGGUCUCAAGUUCAGCGAUGACGCAGCCACGGAACCCAACAACGACGAGGCUCUCCAUGGUUACGAGAACGGCUUCAGCAAGCUGGCCAACGCCAUCACUGAGGACAACCGUGCAUCCACGCCCAAGAAUGACCUGUUCCGCCCCGUCCCCAGCCUGGUAGACGACCUGCUGAGUGAACUCAACAUCUCUGAGAUCCAGAAACUCAAACAGCAGCUGCUGCAGAUGGAGCGUGAGAAGGUGUCUCUGGUGUCCACGCUGCAGGACUCCCAGAAGCAGUUGGAGCAGGCCCACGGGGCCCUGGAGGAGCACCAGGACAAGGUCAGCCGUCUCACCGAGAACCUCAACGCCAUCCGGAGGCUACAGGCCAGCAAGGAGCGCCAGUCAGCCCUGGACAAUGAGAAGGAGCGCGACAGCAACGAGGACGGGGACUACUAUGAGGUUGACAUCAACGGACCCGAGAUCCUGGAGUGCAAGUACAAGGUUGCGGUGUCGGAGGCAGGUGAGCUAAAGGAGGAGCUGAAAACUCUGAAGGCGGAGUACCAGUCCUGUCAGUCACACUACGAGGAGGACCGAGGCCGUCUGGAAACUCAUGUCACAGCCCUUGGAGAGAAGCUGGCCUCUCUGGAGAAGACUAGCCACGUGGAGAGAGAGGAGAAGGCCAGGCUGGAGAAGGAGCUGCGCAAGGUGAGUGACGUGGCUGGUGAGUCGCAGGGCAGCCUGAGCGUGGCACAGGACGAGCUGGUCACCUUCAGCGAGGAGCUGGCCACCCUCUACAACCACGUGUGCAUGUGCAACAACCAGACUCCCAACCGCGUCAUGCUCGACUUCUACAAGCAGGGCAAGGGCGGGCGCACCAGUCCUGAGGGUCGCGGCCGCCGCUCCCCCAUACUGCUCACUAAGGGCCUGUUCCCCGUCCCAGAAGCUGCAGACAGCGCCCCGUCCCCUGUCUCCUCUCCCCCCUCACCACGGGAGCCAAUGAACGUGUACAACCUGGUGGCCAUCAUCCGGGACCAGAUCAAGCACCUGCAGCUGGCGGUGGACCGCACCACAGAGCUGUCCCGUCAGAGGAUGGCCUCUUUGGAGCUGGGCACCGUGGCUGAUAAGGACAAGGAGGCCUGCAUGGGGGAGAUCCUCAAACUCAAGUCCCUGCUCAGCACCAAGAGGGAGCAGAUCGCCACCCUGAGGACCGUGCUCAAAGCCAACAAGCAGACGGCUGAGGUGGCGCUGGCCAACCUGAAGAGUAAAUAUGAGAACGAGAAGGCCAUGGUGACGGAGACCAUGAUGAAGCUGAGGAACGAACUCAAGGCCCUGAAGGAGGACGCCGCCACCUUCUCCUCGCUCCGAGCCAUGUUCGCCACACGCUGUGAUGAGUAUGUGACUCAAUUGGAUGAGAUGCAGAGACAGCUGUCUGCGGCGGAGGAUGAGAAGAAGACCCUGAACUCCCUGCUCCGUAUGGCCAUUCAGCAGAAGCUGGCCCUGACCCAGCGCCUGGAGGACCUGGAGUUUGACACCGAGCAGACCCGCCGCGGAGGCAAACCAAAAGCCAGAACCACUAACGGCAGAACCACCAACGGCCAGACCAACACCGCCAACAACCCCCGCGUAAGUCACGGCCUCACCUGUGCCGGCAUCGGCCGCACCAACGAGCCCAACGCCAUGCCCAACGGCAUCCGUGGAGGCCCCGUGGUCUUCUGCAGCGAGAAGUACAAGAUCUACUGCGACUGAAGCGGCUGCGUUGUCAGCACGGGACUGCUGUGUACAGAGGGGAGGAGCCCGAGGCUCUCCCCUGCAUUCAUGUUAAAGAGCCCCACUACGCUCGCUUAGCUCCCUGCCUGCCCAGCCUGCAGCCUCAUAGGGCCUGGUGUGUGUCUAACCUACAGUACAUACGUAUGCCCAUGGCCACGUAUGGCCGCUCACGCCUGCUAGUGUAAACGCUUAGGGGAAUGCAGACGUACAGUGUGCACUAGAAGUUUGGGACUGUUAUAGACAUAAUUUAUGGCAUGUGGAUAGGGUCUCAACCAGCCGCCGUUGGGCUUCUGUGGAUAUUAUGGGGUGCUGUACUUAUGAUGAUGUAAAAGGUGGCAGCUUUUGUGCUUUGUGUGUUCUGACCCCCCUGAGUGUGUUGCCUGGUAACGGUAAUGCGUUUGGGGGGUGGGGACUUGGGAAGAGGGCGUCACUUUACGGGUUCAUGUGACUGAAGUUGACGUCCUCUCCUCGUGUUGCUCGUCUGUUGGCAUUGGUGCUCCUUCGAUAAAGCCCCCCAACCUCCUCUCUCUCCUGGCCCCCCAGGACUGAGCCAGCCCCAGCAACCCGCUGACCAAUCAGGUCACUCUUUAAUGUUUACAUAAACGAAUGAAACAAAAUAAUAUGCAAACUCCCCCUGCUGUUGCUAGGGGAGUCCAGUGUGAUUUGCUGGGUUCUCUAACUGAAUUUUAAAACUCUCGAAGCGGGUUGGCUGAUGAUUAGUGAUGUUGGAGGUGGGUGGUAAAGGAGCACCUAAGACCACAGGUGUUUAAUUUCAGGAUCCUUUAAGCUGUGAUGCUAGUACACCAACACGGUAGAUUCAUUCAGGCCAAUUGCAUGGCAUUGCAGCUGAGAAUGCUACUGAGCUUUUAACAGUUUGUCUAUGUAAAAAGGUGUGUGGCACAGCACAAGCUAUGUACUACAGGGCUCUACAUUUUAACCAGAGCAGUUAUUUAACGUCUGCUGAAACAAACGGAGGGCUAUUCCAUGUAACCCAGUAUAUGUCAUAUUGGUGUUCUUUCAGAGCCAUAUUACUAGAGAACGAAAGCAAGACAAAACGGUCUCUACACCUAAAUUAAGUGCACUUCAGAAUAGGUGCCUCAGGUUCUAACUUCUAUUAGAAAAUGAUCAAAUAACUGUGAACAGAUACAAUAUAGUUUUGAUUGAUGGUGAUUUUUGUAACAGAAAAUAUCCUAAAAGAGCACAACAAUCAAUGGCACCCAGAUCCGGAUCAUAAUUCUGCAAACAAAACCGACAACCCUCGGCAAAGUGCCUGUCGACUCAAACACUUGAUAUCAACUAUAUCUAUCUGUCGAUGUAAAGCCCCGUCUUUGUGUCUAUCACCCUAAUGCUGAUCUCUCUCUCUCCCUCUAUCUUCUCUCCCUCUCUUUUGGAGGCCCUUUUGAGCUCUCAAAUGAACUAUGUGUGGUUAUGUGGCUGAAAACCCUGUCCUCCUCCUCAUGUCUCUAACCUGUGUGUCGUUGCUUGGUUGUCAUGACAACCCCUCUCUCUCUUUUAGAUUGUCAGCAGCUUGCUCGCCCUGAAACGCCGCUCUCCCUUUAAGUAGAGAGGGGGAUUGUGGGAAAAAAAACUCUGAAUAUUGUUAGGUAAUGUCCUCACGCGUAUGCGUGUUCUGAACCCUGCCUCUGUGUGUGUGUGUGUGUGUGUGUGUGUGUGUGUGUGUGUGUGUGUGUGUGGACGUGUUUAACUA